This is a messenger RNA of Oreochromis niloticus (Nile tilapia), 1800 nucleotides long. It is a transcript of the gene riox2, whose product is annotated as ribosomal oxygenase 2. Bases 282 to 1694 code for a protein of 470 amino acids. The record is from RefSeq and is a predicted model, not a curated record. The transcript has 10 exons. Gene Ontology annotation, cellular component: nucleolus. Gene Ontology annotation, molecular function: histone H3K36 demethylase activity; histone H3K4 demethylase activity. NCBI's taxonomy places the organism in Eukaryota, Metazoa, Chordata, Actinopteri, Cichliformes, Cichlidae.
AAGACUGGUGUAAAAGCGCAAGGAAAUUAAUGCGGCGGAGAAGAAGCGGCUGGCUUGACCGCGGCUCACAAAUGACGGCUCACUUGACCGCGGUGACCAUCUGACACGUACAAACCGCUAAAGUCACCGUUUGUGUUUGUGUUUCACUACAUGUCCCGUGUUCUGGCGCUGGUGUGAGUUUCCAGUCGGACAUAAUUUGGAAAACACUUGUGAAGUCACACGUGUGGCUGACCGGGGUCGUCAUCGAGGUCGAGUGGAGGUGUGUUGGGAGACUGAAAAAGAUGCCAAAGAAAAGCAAAACUCCGAGUGUAAAGAGACGGAGCGCUGACCAAGAGCAGCCCGCUGUUAAACGAAGCAAAGAGGAGCAGAGCGACACUUCAACCCUUUGCUUCCAGAGCCCAGCCACACUGUUCGAGAGCCUCAUCCAGCCAAUGGGGACAGAUCAGUUCUUCUCAGAGUAUUGGGAGAAGAAACCUCUUCAUCUGCAGAGGUCUGAUCCUGGCACAGCCUUGUACUACCAGUCUCUGUUUCAGCUGUGUGACCUGCAGAGCCUGUGUUCUCAGGGUCUCGAGUACUACAGGGACAUCAACGUCGUUCGCUGCGUCAACGGCAAGAAAAAGCUUCUGAACAAGGAAGGCCGAGUGAAGCACAGUGUUCUCAAUAAGAUCAUGAGUCAGAACAAAGCCACCGUCCAGUACCACCAGCCGCAGAGGUUCAAGGAUGAGCUGUGGAGGAUUCAGGAGAAGCUGGAGUGCUUCUUUGGGGCUCUGGUGGGCUCGAACAUCUAUAUCACCCCAGAGGAGUCGCAGGGCCUUCCACCUCAUUAUGAUGAUGUAGAGGUGUUUAUCUUGCAGCUGGAGGGACAGAAACAUUGGCAUCUUUAUAAUCCUACUGUUCCACUGGCAGCUGAAUACAGCGUGCAGUCAGAGGACAGUAUUGGCAUCCCAACUCAUGAUAUUAUACUGAAGGCUGGAGAUCUGCUGUACUUUCCUCGGGGAACCAUCCAUCAAGCCAGAACCCCAGCAGGAGUGAACUGCUCCAUUCACUUAACUCUCAGCACCUACCAGAGAAUGUCAUGGGGAGAUUUGCUGUUGGACGCAUUUCCCAGCUUACUGUGUGACCGCAGCAGGAGGGAAGUCAGCUUCAGAGAAGGGAUGCCCAGAAGACUCUUACUGAGCAGCAGUGAAGGCCUGCACACCAACAAGCGGCUGGCCGCCUGCCUCAGAUCUCUGGCUGACGAGAUGGAAACUGGGAUGCAGGAACUCGGCUUCACUCACAUGAAGAGAGACUUCAUCAUGAACAGACUACCUCCUUACUGCCAGCAGCAGCUGUCUUCACCAUCUGGGAAGAGUCCUGCCUUGAAGGAUACAGUGAUUCUGACCUUUAAUGACCACAUGGUAAUAACAGUGGAGCCCCGCCCACAGAGCACAGACGACGCCACAGAGCUGGUAGUAUUUGUCUUGCAUUCUUUGAAGAACCAGAGGGAAGGUCACAUGAUGGGCGACAGCUGUGAUGACCAGGAAGAACGCAGCAUCUCCACGGGCUUGCAGUUCCCCCUGUCCUACCUCCAGGCCCUGCGGCAGCUCCAGCUGGCAGAGCAGCUGGUUGUUGCCCAGCUUCAGCUGCCCACACAGGAGGACAAACUCAACCUGGCCCUUGCUCUGUGGAGUGAGAACCUGCUGCGUGUCCUGUAGUUCACCUGCAGUCAGCUACUGAUGUACACCUGACUGUUAUCAAAAUGUCGUAUUUGUCUUUGACCUCUUUUCCUGAAUAAAGCUGGUAUUUAAAGAUUGACCUUUA